Molecule: messenger RNA, 2919 nt
Organism: Malassezia globosa CBS 7966
Lineage: Eukaryota; Fungi; Basidiomycota; Malasseziomycetes; Malasseziales; Malasseziaceae
Exons: 1
Coding region: 1-2919 (972 amino acids)
Biological process (GO): protein folding in endoplasmic reticulum
Cellular component (GO): membrane; cytoplasm
Source: RefSeq, a predicted model, not a curated record
AUGAACCGCACUGUGCCCUAUGGGAUAUGGUCGGCUUGUGUUCUGGCUCUGUGGCUUGGCAUCACAGCAAGCGCCAACAACGUCGAUGUGAAAAUUACAACGUCGCCGCCAUCGCCACAGCAUCGUCAACCGGCGGAGCUCCCUGGCGAGCCUUCCCCACUGGGCCCUGUCUUCCGAUGCUACUCCCCCAACGCUCCUGAUCAUGAGCCAACGUCGCAGGAUGUAGCAGAGGUCUUUGAUAGCAGCGUUACUUUUCGCACAGAUCCGCGACGCAUGCUGCUGAGCAAUGACAUUUUUUUCUGCGAGGUCCCUACGCAGGACGAGCUUGGUCGUUGGCAUACACGCAUGUACGCGGUCUUUGGCACCGUCAUGGUUCCUCGGAAUGAUGCGCCAGCAUCCCUCUCGACGUCGCCUGUCCACCGCGCACAUGAAAUCGACCCGGGUGCAGCCGCGGCUGCUGCAGGUGUCGCACAGUCCGAGGCGGAGCAGCGAGCCAAGAUGCACGUCGAUGACCCACUCCUUAGCUUUGACGAAUGGAAAGAGCAACAUUUAGAACAUGCGCGCAAGCUGCGGAAGAGCGACAAGGCGCGCGAGCGCGCAGCACACAAGUCUCAGGUCUCAGGUUCCGAUGUUCGAAGCUUCGACAAGUCAGCUUUCUUGGCCGCAUCUCUGUCAGGGUCCUCUUCGUCGCCCUCCGCUACAUCAACAUCCGAGGUGGCACGCUCGCCUGAUAGAGAGGGCGAUGAAUCCACGCGUGCUGCACAUGCUGAAUCUGCUGCUGCUGAUGUAGCUCAGGGAGCUGCACAAGCAGCUUACAAUCAAACUAUGCUUGAUGCCAGUGCGUCUAUGGAUCAGAAUGCACCCGCCGACCCAGGUCCCCCGCAUAUCUACGCGCAGGAGGACGCUUCAGCUGGACUGGCUGAGUUGAAGCAUCGUUGGAAUUAUGCCUCACUGGAUUGCGCUGCCAUUCUGCACAAGGCGAAUCCGUUUGCCAAGUCGGCCAGUGCUAUUCUGAGCGAGAAAAAAGACAAGUACAUGUUAUCGCCGUGUCCAUGGUCGGCUGGAUACCAAGGUGACAAGAGUGGCCGGCCUGAAUCGCAGUUUGUCAUCGUCGAGCUAUGUCAACAGAUUCGUGUCGAUACUAUCGUCUUGUCAAACCUUGAGUUUUUCAGCAGCAUGUUCAAACUGUUUGCUGUGCGCGUCGCACGCUCUUUGCAUGCCCCUGAGGAUGAAUGGCACACGCUAGGCUUCUUUCAUGCUCGCAACGCGAGGGGCUAUCAGGUGUUCAAGCUAUCAAGUGCACCACAAUCCUACUUCCGUUUCCUUCGGAUUGAUUUCCUCGAGCAUUACGGCACUGAGUUCUAUUGUCCUGUGAGUCUUUUGCGUGUGUACGGUCGGAAUGAGCGUGAGGAUGCCGAUGAUGAUAUGAUGGAUGAUAUCAAUGCUCUGGACGACGAUGAUGUUUCGGACAUGUUGGAUGAUACAGUGCCAAGUGAACCUCUUCUGGAGCUGGCAAGUACUCAUGCCAUCGAUGGCAAUCGGGUCGUGGAACGUGCAUGCGAGCGCGAGCCAUUCCCAGGUCUGUGGCGCCCUGUCUGUGAGCGUGUCCUACCCGUUGUUCUGCCGCCACCGCCUCUAUCGAUGCCAACAGGGCUCGCUACUAAUGACUCGUAUUCGCUCAUGGCUUCCCAAGUACCGCCACCUUUGGAUCCAUUCGUGCCCUUGCUUGUAGAUGACAUGCCAACUAUGUGUAUGUCGACUUCAUCUGUUGCAACCACAUCAUCGCCUGAUCCCGUGGCAGGCAGACCCGUCUCGACGUCGCAGCCUUCCUCACCACCGUCCUCAACAGUGUCGACAGACUUGUCCGUUGAGCAACAAACAACGUGGACUUCGGCUACAUGGACAGCAACGGCGACAGCAGCGACCUCGAGCUCGACCAUGAUGCCGCCUCCUUCAUCGCCACGGACCACAUCCACCGCCUCGCUAUCGGAACCGCCGUCACCAUCCACAUCCCUCCCACCUACUUCAUCUUCCGUAACAGCGGCUGGGGGAGACUUGCAUACUUCUUCGCUAUUGGAUGGAACAUCGGAAACGAGACGAACCGCCGAACCCAAAGGCAAUGCAGCGAAACCGAAAUCAUCCAACAAGCCACAGGGCGAUACCAAGUCUGGCGGAAGCGAAUCGAUCUACCGAACCAUCACAAAGCGUUUGGUGGCCCUUGAGGCGAACACGAGUCUGAGUAUGCAAUUCCUCCAGCUCAACAGUCAAAAACUACGUGACAAGCUCUUAGUGCUAGAGCAAAUGCAAGAGACGCGGCUUGCAGAGAUGUUUGCCGCGAUGAACGCAAGUCAGGCUCGUGUUUGGGGCGACAAGGUUGGUCAGCAGCAAUCGGCUCUCGCCGCGCUUGAGGCCCAGCAACAGUCAUUCGAGGAAGAGCGCACAAUUCUCUUAGCUCGUAUUGAGCGCCUCGCCGCUGACGUUCGCUCGGAAAAACGCUGGGGCAUGGCUCAACUAUCGCUGCUUUUGAUACUGCUACUCAUUCUCGCGCUCACACGAAGUCCUACGAAUCUUGCGCACGUUGCGCCUCAGUCUGGGGAAUAUAAGUCGCCGCCAUCUCUACUGCAUGCGCCAAAUUCAACCGAAGCGUCGCCACAUCCCAUCGACAACAUGGAGUAUGACUCAGGUGAGCCUCUUUCGGCGAUGUCAACACCUGGGCGCUCGUCAUCUUUUACGCUGACGCCGCGGCCUGUAGCAUCGCUGCAAAGAGCACGCCGGCGGUACGCGACACCGUCGACAUUGAUUCGUGCUCGACGCCUUCGCCUAAACGGCGCAAAGUACCGACGUCUCUCUGAUACCCAUACACCACAUAUGAUGCCGGACCCCACUGCAACAGAGUGGACGGAAAAAGACAGCGAUUAG